AUGGAUGGGAGCGACAAAGGACUGGAGACUUUUGCGGAUCCGCGGCUAAGUCGAAAGUACCAGCAGGAACAAGCGGUGAAGCUAGUUCAGCAUCCUCGCCUGGCAAGGCUUCUUGCCAAGUUGACGUUUUUCCACACCAUCCUCCUCCACACCAUCAAGUCUGUAAUCUCACCCUCGGAUUCCCAUACUGCACUUUCCCUAGUUCGCAGCACACUCGCUGCCAAUCAAUCCUACCAGAAAUCUCUCGACUCUCUUGCGCAGUCCCUUCGGAGUGAGCUUGCCCGUUCGGAGAAACUCCUUGGAGAAGUGGAGCGGAAUGCCACCUCAAAAGGUAUCGGUUCCGUACUAAGGACAUGGCCGAAAGAGCAUGUAGUUCUCAUCAGGGAAGGAUGGGUCGGAAUGAAGACAAUCAUUGGGAGGAAACAAAUAUUUGCAGACGAUUCGCCUUUCCAUGACGAUGUGAUUAGGCAUAAACGGUAUAGGAAUUUGACGACUCCAAACCAUUUACUCCCCAAAGAACGCUCCUCACUGAUGUCUACGGUUCGUAACGAGAAUAUGCGACUCUGUACCCGCGAGCUUGCAUCAAGUGGUGCUACAGAUGCUCUUGAUAAUUGCCAGCUACCGAUCUUGAACGAACGCACGAUGGGUUGGAUUGGGACAGAAUUGCCUCUCAGGUUCGUUCAUUCAUGGGCGUCUCCAGCACUCAAUCCAGCGGAAUUAUUAUUCGAGCAACGAACAGCUCAAGAAUGUAAAGUCCAGUGGAUGGUAGUGGAUCGUCCGGAAUCGGCCAAUGCCACAGACCUAUCAUGGGACGACGAGGAAGAUGUCAAAUUACGAUCCUUGGUUGGCGACAAAGACUACAAGCAAGGGGAGGUAGACUGGGUGGUAGUUGCAACAGAGCUAGGGGGAAACAGAUUACCCAUUCAUUGCCCCAGUAGGUUUCUCUGUCUGGAAGGCCUCGCGCUUCCACAGCCAAAGAAAGGCAAUACUUCCUCUCAGCGUCCAGGUGCUGGAUUGCCUCGUGAAAAGGAGCAAUGGACAACUAAAGAAGAUGCCGAGCUCCUCGAUGCGGUGUACGAUCUAGGGGCGGGUAAAUGGCGUGCAAUUUCACAGUCACUCUCUACCUUGAGAACCCCCCCUGCUUGUGCGCAACGUUAUCGUGCCUCCCUCGAUCCCACUAUCAAGAAGGGAGAGUGGACAUAUUCUGAGGACGAGAAACUCAGGGAAGCGGUCACAGUCUAUGGUACUCAUUGGAGCAAAGUAAGCUCCUGUGUCAAAGGGAGGACGGGUCCACAAUGUAGGGAGCGCUAUACAAGGACGACUAUUGCUGGGAUAAACGGUGGAAGGUGGACAUCCGAGGAGGAUAGAAGGCUUCGACAAGCUGUGGUCGAGGGAGGAAUUAAGGACUGGAAUGUCGUUGCCGAUGUUGUCGGCACUCGUAGUGGCCAGCAGUGUCAACGCCGGUGGGGGAUUCUUGAGAAGUUGCCGAACAUUUCUGUGCCGGACAAUUCGAACGAUCCUCGUGAUGGAGAUGGAGACAGUAAUGCCAAAGAUGACGUCGGCCCCAACACUCCCGAUCCAGCUUCCGAUACGACCACGUCUGCAAAAACUCGCUCAACCAAGCGAGGAAGACGACAACGGAAGCCCCCGGCUGCAUCAAAUUCCCCGUCUACUUCUGCCAAUGCAAUGGACGGCGUGCAGGAAGUAACGUCAGCCCGCUCAGAUCAUGAAGGUGCAGAGCAAGGUGCAGAGGAAGCCCCACGUCCAGUAACACCCAGACCAAAACCCAAACCGAGGACCAGGGAAAACAUCAGCCAAGAUGCAACAAAUGUUGAAGUGUAA
Cantharellus anzutake is the source of this 1842-nucleotide messenger RNA. RefSeq lists its product as uncharacterized. The transcript has 12 exons. Lineage: Eukaryota; Fungi; Basidiomycota; Agaricomycetes; Cantharellales; Hydnaceae. The record is from RefSeq and is a predicted model, not a curated record. The coding region runs from base 1 to 1842 and encodes 613 amino acids.